This is a messenger RNA of Lynx canadensis (Canada lynx), 2402 nucleotides long. It is a transcript of the gene DPY19L2, whose product is annotated as dpy-19 like 2. The coding region runs from base 1 to 2316 and encodes 771 amino acids. Gene Ontology annotation, biological process: spermatid development. Gene Ontology annotation, cellular component: nuclear inner membrane. The record is from RefSeq and is a predicted model, not a curated record. Gene Ontology annotation, molecular function: mannosyltransferase activity. NCBI's taxonomy places the organism in Eukaryota, Metazoa, Chordata, Mammalia, Carnivora, Felidae. The transcript has 22 exons.
AUGGUCGGGCAAACGAGGAGUAAGCUCAAAGAAGCGGCUUCAGAGCCGGUCCAGUCCUCGCGCUCCGUGCAGUCCCGGCGGCGGCGCCGGGCCACCGGAGCCGGGGAGCCGGAGAUGGAGGAGCCGCAGGCGGAGACGGAAAAGCGGCAGCCGCCUUUGCCCGUAGGCGGGGGGAACCUGCCGGGGGGCUCCCGGGAUUACUCGCCGCGGAGGACCCGAAACCUGAACGCGCAGAAUUGCAUGCAAAUGGAAGUGGUCGCCAAGACCCUUCUUCUCGGUCGCUUCCAGUUCCUCAGCUGUUUGCUGGAGCAGCUCCGGGAGAAGGUGCUGCAGUUUCGGAGACGACAGGUCAACAGCAGGACCUCCUUCGGCAUAGCUGCCUUUGUGGGAGUUUUGCACUGGAUGCAUUUAGUAACACUUUUUGAAAAUGAUCGUCAUUUUUCUCACCUCUCAUCUUUAGAACGGGAGAUGACUUUUCGAACUGAAAUGGGACUUUAUUAUUCCUACUUCAAGACCAUUAUUGAAGCACCUUCAUUUUUGGAAGGACUGUGGAUGAUUAUGAAUGAUAGGCUCACUGAAUAUCCCCUUGUAAUUAAUACAGUGAAACGCUUCCAUCUUUACCCAGAGGUGAUUAUAGCCUUCUGGUAUCGUAUAUUUGUGGGAAUAAUGAGUUUAUUUGGGCUAGAAGCUAAGACCUGCUGGAAUGUCACCAGAGUAGAACCUUUAAAUGAAGUUCAAAGUUGUGAAGGAUUGGGAGACCCUGCUUGCUUUUAUGUUGCUGUGAUUUUUAUUUUAAAUGGAGUAAUGAUGGGAUUGUUCUUCAUAUAUGGUGCAUACCUGAGUGGGACUCAACUUGGAGGUCUAAUAACAGUAUUAUGCUACUUUUUCAACCAUGGAGAGGCUACCCGUGUAAUGUGGACACCACCUCUCCGGGAAAGUUUCUCAUACCCAUUUCUUGUACUUCAGAUGUGCAUUUUAACUUUGAUUCUCAGGACCUCGAACAAUAGUAGAAGGCAUUUUAUUGCACUCUGUCUUUCCAAUGUUGCUUUUAUGCUUCCCUGGCAGUUUGCUCAGUUUAUACUUUUUACUCAGAUAGCUUCAUUAUUUCCCAUGUAUGUUGUGGGGUACAUUGAGCCAAACAAAUUUCAGAAGAUCAUUUAUAUGAACAUGAUUUCAGUUCUCCUUUGUUUUGUGUUGAUGUUUGGAAAUCCAAUGUAUUUAUCUUCUUAUUAUUCAUCAUCUUUGUUAAUGACAUGGGUGAUAAUUCUAAAGAGAAAUCAAAUUCAAAGAUUGGGAGUGUCUGAACUCAACUUUUGGCUGAUUCAAGGCUUUGCCUGGUUGUGUGGAACAAUUAUUCUGAAAUUUCUGACAUCUAAAAUGUUAGGUGUUUCAGAUCAUAUUCGCCUGAGUGACCUUAUAGCAGCCAGAAUCUUAAGGUAUACAGAUUUUGAUACCUUAAUUUACACCUGUGCUCCUGAAUUUGACUUCAUGGAAAAAGCGACUCCAUUGAGAUACACAAAGACAUUAUUGCUUCCAGUUGUUAUGUUGAUUACUUAUUUUAUCUUUAAAAAGGCUACUCGUGAUAUUUUAUGUGUCUUAUCUGCAAACACCUAUCAAAGAAAACAGCUCCUUGAACAUGGUGAGCUGAUUUUUCACACAUUGCAACUGUUAGCGUUCACUAUCCUUGCCAUUUUAAUUAUGAGGCUGAAGUUGUUUCUAACACCUCACAUGUGUGUUGUAGCUUCCUUGGUGUGCUCUCGACGGCUCUUCGGCUGGGUUUUUUGCAGAGUUCGCUUUGAGAAUGUUAUCUUUGGCAUUCUAGUAGUGAUGUCAAUACAGGGUUGUGCAAACCUCCAUAAUCAAUGGAGCAUAAUAGGAGAAUUUAAUAAUUUGCCUCAGGAAGAACUGAUACAAUGGAUCACAUACAAUACUAGACCAGAUGCUGUUUUUGCCGGUGCCAUGCCUACAAUGGCCAGUGUCAAGCUGUCUACCCUUCACCCCAUUGUGAAUCAUCCGCAUUAUGAGGAUGCAGACUUGAGGGCCCGGACAAAAAUAGUUUAUUCCACAUACAGUCGAAAAUCUGCAAAAGAAGUGAGAGAUAAAUUGUUGGCGUUACAUGUGAAUUAUUAUGUCUUGGAAGAGGCAUGGUGUGUUGUGAGAACUAAGCCUGGGUGCAGUAUGCUGGAAAUUUGGGAUGUGGAAGACCCUUCCAAUACAGCUAAUCCUCCCUUAUGUAGCGUCUUGCUCACGGACCCGAGGCCCUACUUCACCACAGUAUUUCAAAAUAGUAUGUACAGAGUAUUAAAGGUUAACUGACAACGAGACUACCUAUCACACUGUGAUGCAAAGAGGUGUGUAGAAAACCAUCACUUUGGCUUAUUUACAUAAAAGAAAAUCACAAG